This is a messenger RNA of Acomys russatus (golden spiny mouse), 2888 nucleotides long. It is a transcript of the gene Bcl11a, whose product is annotated as BCL11 transcription factor A. Bases 466 to 2817 code for a protein of 783 amino acids. Lineage: Eukaryota; Metazoa; Chordata; Mammalia; Rodentia; Muridae. Gene Ontology annotation, biological process: negative regulation of dendrite development; regulation of transcription by RNA polymerase II. Gene Ontology annotation, cellular component: nucleus. The record is from RefSeq and is a predicted model, not a curated record. Gene Ontology annotation, molecular function: RNA polymerase II cis-regulatory region sequence-specific DNA binding; DNA-binding transcription factor activity. The transcript is spliced from 5 exons.
CCCCUGGCUUCUAGGUUCACUUUUUCCACCCCCAUCGCCGCGCAGAGCGCAAGUCUCGGCGGCCGCCGCGGGCUUACCGGACGCCUUGGCGCAAACCGACGCUCCCCCUCCCCGCCUCCUGCAGCUCUCGCCUGGAAGCCCGAAAUCACAACAAUAGUAAUAGUUAUCAUCAUAAUGAUGCGGGCUAGCAGCGUCAUUAAUAAUGAAUAACCGCGGUCGCCGCCUGGCGCGCACACGGUGCCCGGAAUUGCGGGCGAAACACAUUUGCACAGAUCUUCCAAAGUAAAAGUGUUAGCCUGUGCCCGCAGAAUGAAUUUCUGGACCCGCGCUCGGGGUGUGCGCGAUGAAGCUAAGACUUGAUCAGCCGAACCUCUUGAAGCCAUUCUUACAGAUGAUGAACCAGACCACGGCCCGUUGGGAGCUCCGGAAGGGGACCAUGACCUCCUCACCUGUGGGCAGUGCCAGAUGAACUUCCCAUUGGGGGACAUUCUUAUUUUUAUCGAGCACAAACGGAAACAAUGCAAUGGCAGCCUCUGCUUAGAAAAAGGUGUGGAUAAGCCACCUUCCCCUUCUCCCAUCGAGAUGAAAAAGGCAUCCAAUCCUGUGGAGGUUGGCAUCCAGGUCACGCCAGAGGAUGACGAUUGUUUAUCAACGUCAUCUAGAGGAAUUUGCCCCAAACAGGAACACACAGCAGAUAAACUUCUGCACUGGAGGGGCCUGUCCUCCCCUCGAUCUGCCCACGGAGCUCUAAUCCCCACGCCCGGGAUGAGUGCAGAAUAUGCCCCGCAGGGUAUUUGUAAAGAUGAGCCGAGCAGCUACACAUGUACAACUUGCAAACAGCCAUUCACCAGUGCAUGGUUUCUCUUGCAACACGCACAGAACACUCACGGAUUAAGAAUCUACUUAGAAAGCGAACACGGAAGUCCCCUGACCCCGCGGGUUGGUAUCCCUUCAGGACUAGGUGCAGAAUGCCCUUCCCAGCCACCUCUCCAUGGGAUUCAUAUUGCAGACAAUAACCCCUUUAACCUGCUAAGAAUACCGGGAUCAGUAUCCAGAGAGGCUUCCGGCCUGGCAGAAGGGCGCUUUCCACCCACUCCCCCCCUGUUUAGUCCACCACCGAGACAUCACUUGGACCCCCACCGCAUAGAGCGCCUGGGGGCGGAAGAGAUGGCCCUGGCCACCCAUCACCCGAGUGCCUUUGACAGGGUGCUGCGGUUGAAUCCAAUGGCUAUGGAGCCUCCUGCCAUGGAUUUCUCUAGGAGGCUUAGAGAGCUGGCAGGGAACACGUCUAGCCCACCGCUGUCCCCAGGCCGGCCCAGCCCUAUGCAAAGGUUACUGCAACCAUUCCAGCCAGGUAGCAAGCCACCCUUCCUGGCGACGCCCCCCCUCCCUCCUCUGCAGUCCGCCCCUCCUCCCUCCCAGCCCCCGGUCAAGUCCAAGUCAUGCGAGUUCUGCGGCAAGACGUUCAAAUUUCAGAGCAACCUGGUGGUGCACCGGCGCAGCCACACUGGUGAGAAGCCCUACAAGUGCAACCUGUGCGACCACGCGUGCACACAGGCCAGCAAGCUGAAGCGCCACAUGAAGACACACAUGCACAAGUCGUCCCCCAUGACGGUCAAGUCUGAUGACGGCCUCUCCACCGCCAGCUCCCCGGAACCCGGCACCAGCGACCUGGUGGGCAGCGCCAGCAGUGCGCUCAAGUCAGUGGUGGCCAAGUUCAAGAGUGAGAACGACCCCAACCUGAUCCCAGAGAACGGGGAUGAGGAGGAAGAGGAGGACGACGAGGAAGAGGAAGAAGAGGAGGAAGAGGAGGAGGAGGAGCUGACAGAGAGCGAGAGGGUGGACUACGGCUUCGGGCUGAGCCUGGAGGCUGCGCGCCACCAUGAGAACAGCUCUCGGGGCGCAGUGGUGGGCGUGGGCGACGAGGGCCGCGCCCUGCCCGACGUCAUGCAGGGCAUGGUGCUCAGCUCCAUGCAGCACUUCAGCGAGGCCUUCCACCAGGUCCUGGGCGAAAAGCAUAAGCGUGGCCACCUGGCCGAGGCUGAGGGCCAUAGAGACACUUGCGACGAAGACUCGGUGGCCGGCGAGUCGGACCGCAUAGACGAUGGCACUGUUAACGGUCGUGGCUGCUCCCCCGGCGAAUCGGCUUCGGGGGGUCUGUCCAAAAAGCUGCUGCUGGGUAGCCCCAGCUCGCUGAGCCCCUUCUCCAAGCGCAUCAAGCUGGAAAAGGAGUUUGACCUCCCCCCGGCCGCUAUGCCCAACACGGAGAACGUGUACUCGCAGUGGCUCGCUGGCUAUGCGGCCUCCAGGCAGCUCAAAGAUCCCUUUCUUAGCUUCGGAGAUUCCAGACAAUCGCCUUUUGCCUCCUCGUCAGAGCACUCCUCGGAGAAUGGGAGCUUGCGCUUCUCCACGCCGCCCGGGGAGCUGGACGGAGGGAUCUCGGGGCGCAGCGGCACGGGAAGUGGAGGGAGCACGCCCCAUAUUAGUGGUCCGGGCCCGGGCAGGCCCAGCUCAAAAGAGGGCAGACGCAGCGACACUUGUGAGUACUGUGGGAAAGUCUUCAAGAACUGUAGCAAUCUCACUGUCCACAGGAGAAGCCACACGGGCGAAAGGCCUUAUAAAUGCGAGCUGUGCAACUAUGCCUGUGCCCAGAGUAGCAAGCUCACCAGGCACAUGAAAACGCACGGCCAGGUGGGGAAGGACGUUUACAAAUGUGAAAUUUGUAAGAUGCCUUUUAGCGUGUACAGUACCCUGGAGAAACACAUGAAAAAAUGGCACAGUGAUCGAGUGUUGAAUAAUGAUAUAAAAACCGAAUAGAGGUUCUUCACACCCCCCCAUUCGGCGUGGUACCCAGAGAGCUCAAGAUGUGUGGCAGUUUUCGGAUGGAG